UGUAAGUCAUUUCAGACAACUCAAAAUGGGAUGUUUUGUACAUUGUCUGAAAUGUCUUCAAGGUCUUAUAAAAGUGAACAGAGGAAGUAGUUGAUUUGCUGACUGCUGAGGGCUUCUAUACCUUGAGCUCUCAAAAAGGAGAGAGCCAUUCAACAUUGUUCACAAAUUAAUCUGGUUGGGAGAAGAGAGGAGAGGGGAGUCAUGCAUGUGAAGAGAGAAGGACUACGUGGAGGCUUUGAGAUAGUCUAAGUGUAUGUUUUUCACAAAUUAAUCUGGUUGGGAGAAGUGAGGAGAGGGGAAUCAUGCAUGUGAAGAGAGAUGGACUACGCGGAGGCUUUGAGAUGGUCUAAGUGUAUGUUUUCUAUCGCAAAGCCCCUCGUGUUUGUUAUUAGGAUAUUAGAAUAUGAAUGUGUGGAUUGCUAAGCGGACAUAUAAGGGUCCUCGUUGGAUUCCAGGAGUAGUCUAGACAUAUAGUGGAGGUUUAAGGGUUCACAUUGAAGAUGCCCUUAGUCCAAUAUAUGAUGAGCACGUUCAUGGAUGUUGGAUCCAGCCCUUCACAUCUGCACACCUUAUCUCUCUCGCACGCCUUUCUUAUGGUGCUGCGCUUCGGUGCCUUAAGGCACCUGCUUUUGUGUGCAUGACAUGUGGGUCCAACAGGCGGGCGCCGGUCAAUCAGAUGCAGCGUACCUACGCUAGUCUAUGAGGGUGACUGGACGGGCGACCGUGCGCCCGACCGCGACGGCGCAGUCCGCAGCCGGAGAUCGCCGACGCGUCGGAGGGCGGUUCUGGGCUCUCGCUGAGUCCGACGAGGAAGAUGCGGACGACGAUGGGAAUGCAUCCGCGGCAGGGUCGCCGUCCUCACCGACACCUUCGGAUCUCAUUUGCGAUCUAUUCCAUGCAGGCUAUAGCGAAGAUGAAGUGGCCAUGACGAUCGAUCAGGACCUGCCACCGGACGAUCCGGCGCGUAUCGGUCUUCACGCGGGCGAGAAACAUGAGAUGAUCCGACGCGUUGUUCAUCGGAAGACGGCGGCGUUGGCGCUCAAACCUUGGAAGGGUCCCCUGCCUAAGGUGAGUCUUCCGAACCUUACGUUAUUCGAUAUGAUCAGGCCGGAGUCAUGGAUUACUGUGAAGAAGAAGAAGAAUGCGAGACGGCUCGCCGUUCGACAGGCACCGGCGGCGCUCGUGAUGGCCGCGUCGGCGACAGAGAUCUCGAACGCGAGAUUGCUGAUGAGUUGUGAUGGGCCGGUUCGGACUGAAUCGGGUCCGCACGGAGUUGGGCCAGAGUCAGAUGGGUAUGAGGCCCAUGCUGGACCGGGCCAUACUCCUGUCCACAUCGUUAUCCCAUGCACGUACGAGGGUGAUCGUGGUUCUAUCUCUCGUGCGCCGUCGCUGCCUGGUUCUAGGGUUCGCAAGCACGGGACGAGAGGUUUCCCGGUCUGUGGAGCUCGUCGGGCAAGGAGGAUCCGGCCACUCUUGGAUAUGGCCGGGCGCGGGGCUGCGCCGCCGCCAGCCAAGUCAUCUGGUCCAGCGGGACGGGGUGGGGCGGUUCCGUCGCCGGCGGCGGGUGCUGGGCGUGGAUCCCUGGCGCCGCCUGGCCAGAGGCCGCCGGCAGGCGGGGGUGUGGUGCAGGGUAACCCGGGCCGUGGCUUUGGCCACUCGGGCGUUCAGCCACCGGGGCAGGUGCCCUUAGCUGCAGGACGGGGCGGGCUGAGGCCACCGGCGCCAGCUGCGGCGCCCGUCACUUCGCAGGCCGCGGGUCGUGGUGGACCUCGGUCUCUAGCGCCGGGCGUGACUGGUGUGGCUCCUGCUGGCCGCGAUGGUAUUGCCCUUGGGGUUGGGCCGACGCCUUCGGGCGGGCAGCCGCGUGCCGCUCCUCCGCCCCACUACGUUGCGAGGCCGGCUCAGAACCGGACGGGUCCGGCACAGACGAGGCUGAUUUCUAGCAAUAGAGAGCCCAAUGAUCCGCCCCGAGACCAGUGGGGGGAUGAUGGGUUUGAUGCGUAUGGUGAUGGACAGCAUCGUGGUUCCUCUUCCACGGGAGGAGGUCGUGGCUAUGCCUGGCAGAGUGAUGGGUCUGCUGAGAGACCGUUUCUCGGCCCUCCAGGCGGAUUUGUCGAGGGAGCAUCAGGCCCGGACCACCGCCAGAGAGGAGGCUAUCGUGGCCGUCGUGGUGGGGGCCGUGGGAGGUUUCGCCGACCGCCUUCGCCUCCGGCAGUUGUUGACCAUGCCGCGUCAGCAGUGGAGACCGACCACACCUCCACGGAUCUUCCUACCCAGGCGAUGGAGGUGGUGACAGCCUUGGCCAGUGUUGAGGUUCCUGAGACUGGAACUGUGGCCGACAGGUCUGAUGCAGAGCGGGCAUCCAAGUAUGCGCGUAAGAAGGAAAAGAUGCUUUGUUACCGUUGUGGUGAGAAGGGCCACUUCAUUGCUGAGUGCGUGGCUGAGUUGUGUGAGUCGUGUGGCAAGCCAGCACAUGCCUCGGGGGAGUGCCCGUUAUUGCGUGACCAGGCUCUGUUGCUAACUAUGUAUGGAGUCUGUUGUGUUGAGCUUAUGUUCUUUGAGUCACCAGUUGCGAGAGAGAUUCCGGAGGAGACCCUGAGCUUAACCACCGGGAUUGUGAAAGCUACCCAGGGCGAGGUGACUGAGGCUCAGAUUGUGCGCAGGCUUCAGGAGCUGGUUCCGGGGGACUUUCGUUGGGAGCUGGUUCUUCUCGAGAACAAUGUUUUUAAGGUUGAUUUCCCACGGUGGAUGAUUUGCAGAGAUUGCUGA
Molecule: messenger RNA, 2769 nt
Organism: Triticum urartu
Lineage: Eukaryota; Viridiplantae; Streptophyta; Magnoliopsida; Poales; Poaceae
Molecular function (GO): nucleic acid binding; zinc ion binding
Source: RefSeq, a predicted model, not a curated record